CAUCUGUAGCUUUAGCUUUCUGGUUGCGGUCUGACGUCGAUAAUCAACAGGUUAAGGGGAUGGGAGAGCCGCCUGUGGUGAUCCUUCAGCACCAGAUGAGUGGUAGGUAGGGACUGUGCAAAAGCAAUGUUGUGCUGCUGUGUACAAUGAAGAAAAUUUUCAGCUUUACUAAGAAGAAGAAAUACCCAUCUGGUACUCCUGACAAUGGGAGUGUGCUUUCUGUUGGGUAUGAAGUGAAAGAAAAAGACCUCGGGAAGGUUCACAAGGCUGCCCUAGUGGGCGAUGUGGUAAAGUUGAAGCAGCUUGCUAAGAAGAAUGAUAUCAAUCAGCUUGACAAAGAAAAUAGAACAGCACUUCAUAUUGCAUGUGCCAGUGGCCAUGUUGAGGUGGUGCAAUUCCUCGUUGAGAGCAAAGCCAAGCUUAACCUAUGCGACAAUCAAAAUAGAUCCGCCUUAAUGAAGGCCGUUCAGGGCCAGCAUGAGCACUGUGUGAGCUUACUGCUGGAGAAUCAUGCUGAGCCGAGCCUUGUGGACAUCAAUGGCAAUACUGCUCUACAUUUGGCAGCAAACAUCCCAUCUCUCUCUACUGCUGUCCUGCUUCUGGAGCAUGACGCAGCCAUCAAUGCCCAAAAUAAGGACGGUUUCUCACCCUUAACUGUGGCAGUCCGUGAGGACCAUAUCGAGAUGGCUGAGUUUCUCCUGAAGGAGAGUGCUAAUGUGAAUUGUUUGGACCAAGACCAAAGGUCUCCGUUAAUGAUAGCUGCUGGCAAUGGACAAAUCGCUAUGUUACGUCUGCUCUUGCGAUAUGAAGCAGAUAUUACACUAAAAGAUACCAAAGGAUGGUCAGCUGAUGACUACGCAGUGAUGAAUGGGCAUCAUCCUUGUUCCCUCCUGAUAAUUGAGCAUGGUACGCAGAGGAAGGAUGGUCCCUCCCUAUCUCAAGGUCCGAGCAAAAAGAAGAAGAAAACGCUGCUGGGCAGUCCUUCCCAAGAUGUUGAAGCAGGCUUCUCUUUGGGAGGACCUGCCACUGACAAAGAUGGUAAUGGAGAGUUUUCUCCACAUGAUAAUGAAGAUUUUGAGGACAAUUCUCAGUCUGAGUCAUUAAGUCGGGUUUCAAAAAGUGCUGCUGAUGAAUGGCCUUCAUCCGAAGAUGAUGAUGAAUCGGUUUCAAUUGAAAAGAAACCACAGAAGGUAAACCUGAGGAAAAUGAUUGCAUCAAAAAAGGGAGCAGCUUCUGCACUGCCUGACAGGUCCUUGAGUGGUACAGAAUCUGAGCCCGACAGUGAGAAUAGAAUCAAGAGAAUCCCAUCCCUCCCAAAGGCUUUACCACCCAGCAAAGCCCUACAGCACCCAGUAGAUCCCUCUCCCAUUUCCUUCCUUUCCAAAACACCCCAGAUGACUUCUACCCCCCUUCCAAGCUACAGAAAGAAAGAAGAUUCCAGUGAGGAUGAGAAUGAUGAUGAUGACCAAGAGGUGGACAGGGAUGAUGAGGAGGAGGAGGAUAUCUCUGAUGAAGAUGAUCAGCCUGAAGAAAGUGGAGACUCCCUUGAUGCCACAUCAGCUGUUACUGAGGCAGAAGUUUCUAAAGAUAAGAAAAGAGAUUUCCUUUCUGAGCUGGGUCUGGAAAAGGGAGAAGAGCAGGAUUCUUGGGACUCUGAGUCCCACUCUGAAAACCCCACUAUGUUGCACGAAGAGAAACAAACCUCUGAAAGUCAGAAUAAGGGAGAGAUGUCCCCCGUUGAAGAGGAGAUAAAAGAAAACUUGUUUUAUAUUCCCUCUUUUUUAAGAGGGGAAGGAGGCUAUAGGAUGGCAGAACUAGAGCCUUGCAGGAGUGUAGGCAGGCCAAGAGGCGGCCAGGGAGAGGCUGUAAUCGGCAGUAAUGGUGAUAAUGAAGGCGAACAUGUUCAUGCAGAUGACACUGCACAGAAAGAGACUGAGAAGGCAAAAUGGGAACCACUUUUGAGCAAACUUGAAGGAGGUCAAAACCAAAAUACAGACUUGAUGGAAGAGCUCGGUCUUGGUGAUGUUGAUGAUCUUGAAGAUGCAUCAGACUGGGACACAGCCAGUACUACCAGUAAGAGAACCCUGCCUGGUCGCAGACUGGCCUCUCCUGGAAUUGAGGAAACCCCAGAAUGUGCCAACCCAUCUGAUAAGGAGAAGGAGGAGGAAGUCACCUCUCCAGCGGCACCACUUACACCUCAGAGGAGCUUCAGCUUGAACAAGAAACAGCUCAGCUCAUCUCAACACGUGCCCCAUCCCCAACCUCGUACAAGGAAGAUAGUGCUUCAGAAACCAGAGAGUGAAGAAGAAUCAGACUGGGAGCCAGACAACUUAGCAUCUUCUAGCAAAACAGCCAAAACUGACAAUCAGCUACAAAAUAUAGCUGGGCUUCAGGCAGUGGUUAGGCCAGGCUCCCCUGAGGUCUCACCAGAGGCAAGAGACAGUGAAAGUAAUAUUGAAUCUGACGAGGAGCAACAAAAGGAGAAAGAUGAUGCAUUAGUUGCAUAUGAGUUAAAUGUAGAUAAUCCAUGCCCAUCUGGCUAUAUGGGCUCUGACUGUGAAGAAAAGGAUAAUGAGUUCAGAUUUCAUCACAGUCCUGAGGACAGAGGUGAAGUUCCAUGGGAGAAACGUUACGAGAAGCUCUGGGUAGAGGUAGAGAAAAGGGAAGUAAAAUCCACCUUCAAGAAUGUCGCUGGCGAAUUGAAAGAGAAGUUUGGAGAGAUGAUUAAGUCUGGAUGUACUGCAGAAGAUGUCACAGAAGAAGAGCAGGCCACAGCUGAGUCUUCCUCAGCAGAAGAAGAUUCCAGCGAUGAUGAAGAAGAAGAAGAAGGGGAAGUUAUUAUACGCCCCACAGCCAGAGCAAGGGGUACAGUCCUCCUUACCAUACCGGAGCAGAGGGAGUCUGGACUGGAAGACUCAGAGUCAGCUGAUAACUCUCUGUGCGAAGAGGGGAUGCAGGCCUUUGAACCCCAAGCUAGAGCGCAAGAGACCACCAUUUGUCCAGAGCCACAUCCUGUAGCUGAGGACUUUAUGGAGGAGAGCAGGUCUCCCUCAUGUCAACUCACCACAGCAAAGAGAGACAGCAAUUUAAAUCCUGCCAUCACAGCUUUUACUGAUGAUCACACUGUACCCAUGUCUGAUGUUGACCAGAGCUCAUUUACAAAAGACAAGACCAAACUUGGGCCAUUCCACAAACAUCAACUGGAGCUUGAUACUCAGAAGAACCUUGUCUGCUCAGGAUGCCCCUCAGAUGAUCCUGAAGAGUUUCCUAAGUCUAAGCCUCGCUCGCUAAGCAGAAGUUCUGCAUCUAUCCCAGGUGUUUCUAAUGAAGAGUUAGAAGAGGACAUCGGAAAGUUUAAAUUUGAGGUAGGGAUGCUGAAGCUUGUCUUCCUGGAUUUGGAGAAAGAAAAGGCCCAACUCCAAAAAGAGGUUGGCAAAGAGACAGUCAAGACUGAUAUGAAGGCGCAAAAAAAACAUGCUUCCUGGCAUGCUGGUGGUAUGGCAUCAGAAGGAGUGGGUACAGAGAAACCUGACUCCAGGCUAGGAUGCCGAAAAGAACUGUCAAGUCAAGUUGGAGCCACUCAACAGGAACAGCAACCUGCAGUCACCAAGAGCACCAGCAGGGCACCAGUGCAACUGCAGCUCCCACUCCAGCAGAUCUACAAUAACAGCAAACAGGAAGGACAAGCUGUAGUGGAGACCUUACAGCCAGAGCUGGUCAGAGGGGGCAGCACAGCCCCUCAGACCAACACCCAUCUUAAUGGGGAUCCCUUCUCUGUGUUUGAUGAUAGCACUUUAAGUGAUGUGUCGGACGAUGAAGGAAGGUUGCCAACUGGUGAACAGCAGAAAGACGACGAGAACCCUGGAGAAAUGGAGAUGGCAGAAGACUUUGAUGAACUCACUCAGUCUUCAGACACGGCAACAGAUGACAUUGACUCUCCCACUUCAGGCUAUCGUCAUGCGUCCCUCCUCAUUCAGAAGCUGGACUCAGCCACUUUUGACUCCAGAAGUAUGGUGAAACUGCAGAACAUUUUCCAUGAAUACGAGCGCUCCAUCCAAAAGGCAAGAAGCCGUCAUGCAUACCUGUCAGACAAGGUGAGCCAGCUGGAUAUAGAGAGGGCAGAGUUGAAGAGCUCUCUGGAAGAAGUCAAAGAUGUUAAGUCUGCCUUGGAGCGCAACCAGCUGGAGUUGCAGACUGAAGUCACAAACCUCAAAUUUCAGCUGAAGCAGGAGCAAGAAAAUGGCCGCAAUGCCACUAUGAUGUACAACACCACCAGAGAUAAACUGAGGAGGACAGAGGAGCAGCAGCAGUUUGAGAUUCAGGAGAGACAGAAGGUGGAGCUCACCCUCCGAAACCUGGAGCUUGAGAUGAGAACACUGGUCAACAACAUGAAACAGCUUGAGGAGGACCACAGUGAGACUCAGAGGCUGCUGGCUCAGGAGCGCAGUGCACGGACCCUGCAGGAGAAUCUGCUCAAUAGCCAUCUCCGUAAGCAGCAGGAGAUCGAGGAGGAGAACAAAAGAAACCUUAACAAAAGCAAUGAGGCCUUGUCUCAGCUCACUGAAGCCACUGACAGGGAGAGAGAGCUGCUCCAGCUGAAUUCCACCUUACAGGAAAAGCUGAGCAUUCUGAGAACCGACCUUGAACAUUUGCAGGCCAACGACAGCCUCAAAGAGAGACAUCUUUUGGAGGAGAACGAGGCCCUCAAGGAACAGCUUGAAGAUGCCCGACGAGAUCUGAAACUCAACAAUGAAGCUCUGACCCAGACUGUCUUCACCUGCAAUAACCAGAUGACAACCUUAAAGUCAGAGUUGGCUAUAACCACAACCCGCCUGGAGAAUGAGCGGCAGGCUCGUGAGACACUGGCGACAGAGGUCGACUCAGCUCGUAUCCGUCUGGCUGGGGCCAUACAGGAGGCUGAGCGUUGCCAGGCAGCUCACACAGACACAGAGAAAGCUCUGCUCCGGGAGAAGGAUGAACACCAGCGUCUUAAAGACAGAUUCACAAGUGAAGCAGCCAGUCAGCGUGAGGCAGUCAGCAGCCUGUCUCAGAAGCUGGCCAAGUCAGAGGCACGUGCCAACAGCUUGGAGAACGAAGUUCAUCGGGGCACGCUGCAGCUGACAGAGAAGGGCCUGCUGCUGGACGUCCUGCAGCGGGAGAAGGACCAGGCAGUCUCACAUGUAAAGGGGCUGGAAAUGGCUCUGCAAGCUGAGAAGGAUCUGGUCAGCCGUGCUGGAGCACGCCAAGAGACUACGCAGGAGCGGUUAGCCCAAGCCCAGAGUGAGGGCAUGUUAUUACGGCAACAGCUAGAGGAGGCCCAAAACAAAGGUGUUGCAAAGGAGCGUGCUGUCACAGAUGCCCAAGAGCGCUUCAGUGACAUUCUGUCCAAGCUGCGCUCUGACUGUGAAGAGAGGGUACAACUGGUGGAGGAGAGAAAUAAGGAACUCGCCAGUAAGGCAGCUGAUCUCCGAGAUCAGAUCUUCAAGUUAGAAGAAGAGAAGAAUGAAAGAGAGACUAGUCUAAGGCAGCUGCAGCAGGAGCUAGCUGACUCCCUAAAGAAGCGAUCUAUGAGUGAAGCUUCUCUGGAGGUCAACGCACGUUAUCGCAAUGACCUGGAGGAAGAGAAAGCACGGCUCUUCAAAGACAUGGACAGGCUCAAAGGAAAGCUAGAGGAAAGUGAAGACCAAUAUGUGCAGUCUGAGAGACGCAUUAACAGUCUGAAGAACAGUCUGGAUGAAAGGGAAAAGGAACUUGCCAUUGCUGCUCAGAAACUCCAGGAGGCACUGUCCACCUCAGCAGCCUCUGAUACCACAAUCAAACAGCUAGAGGAAGCUGUGCAAAGGCUGGAGAUAGAGAACGCCAGGUUGGAGGCUGCUGCAAAACAACAGUCCAACAAAAUAAAUGCGCUUCAGAAAACAGCACAGGAGGCUACCAUGCUAUCUGACAGCGCAACUGGAGGAGGGGUUGGUAUUGUGGAUGUCAGAGGUCAUUUGGAGGACUUGGUUACAAACCUCCAAAGCAGUAAGAUGACUUUGGAAGACCAGCUCAGCAGAGAGGUCCAGAAGCAGAGCAUGCUGUCUCACACAGCCCAGGACUCUCAGGCAUUGUGGGAGGAGGAGCUGAAGAGUCGCUCUAAGUUAGGACUGCGUCUAGCAGAGCUUGAAAAGGAAAAAGGAGAACUCAGCUCACAGAUGGAGAUAGAAAAGAAGAAAGCCAAGAAAAUAUCAGAGCAGAAGAAGGCUAUAGAUACUCGUCUGGAUCAGGAAAUGAAGAGAAACGCAGAACUUCAAAAAGAAAUGUACAGGUUGCGAACUCUACUAAAGACUGCAAAGAAGAAACUGCGGGAUCAGGACACGGGUGGAGCUGAGUUUGCCUCUCCAAUGAGCAGUCAAAGGAUAGACGCAGGCCGACACAGCCAGGCUGAGGGUGCCGUUGGACGAAUGAAAGAAAAGGUGGACGAUCUGCAGGGACAGUUGGAUAAGGAAUCAUCCCGCCGCAGCCACUUAGAAAAGCUGAACAGUGAGCUUAAGGAUCAGCUGGCCUCCCUGAAGAGCUUGAAUCACAGUAAUGACCAACUGGAGAGGAGUAAGAGGCAGUUGGAGGAGGAGGUAUUGGACCUGAGACGCAGAAUGGAAUCCUCUCAGAUAGAGCAGAGCCACGCAGAACAGUACCGGCGUGACGCGGAGGAUAGGGCCCGUCAGGAAAUACAACAGAAACUGGAGCAGGUUAACCUCUUUCUGCAGUCCCAGGCAGCAUCCCAAGAAGCAUUGGAUCAGAUUAAAGCAUCCAAUGAGGCAAACCUGCGCUCCCAACUGGAGCAGAAGAUCCGGGAGCUGGAGGGGGAACUCGGACGGGUCCGAACCACUCAGCAGGACAGUGUCAGCCAAAGAGACUCAACACGCACAGAGCUAGAGCGAUACCGCCAGCUCUACGCAGAGGAGCUGCGCCUCCGCAAGUCCCUGAAUGCCAAACUAGAUAGGGCCAACAGUCGGCUCGGAGAAGCCAAUUCCAAGUUGCUUAAUGAGCGCAGCAGGUCUUUUAUCACCAGCAGCAUUGCAAACGGUAGCCUUGGAGGGCCCUCGCUGGAUGUGGGCUCCUUGGCUUCACCUGCCAACUAUGGGGCCACACUGGGACCCCUCAACAGGAGCCUUGGCCUGGGGAUCUCCCUCCUCAGCCCUGUGACUGAGGGGCCGAACAGCAGGGUGGAGGACUACCUGGCCAAGAUGCAGAGCGAGUUGGAUCGAAACAUAUCAAAGGAAUUAAACAAUGCCACAGCAGAGCUGGACAUUGCUUCUGCCCGUAUGUCACCAGUGGGCUCUGCCUCGAGGGUGGAGCUGGACCCUGUCAGCAGGGCAAAGCAGCAGUACUUGGAGGUACUGAAGAAGAACAAUAUGAUCUGACCACUAGCCCCAAAUCCCAAUCCAAGUCCUUUUAAUUUCAAAUAUCAGCUGAUACCAAAUCCAAUCCUCUCCUUGAAACAGAUGUGAUGUAGCACUAUGUUGGUGCUGUGGAAACUAAAAAAAAAACACAGUCCACUCUCAGUUGUACAGUGGUGUUACAAAGUGGAGUUUUUUCCCUUACAAAUUAUCUUAAAGCUUAAUUGUGGCCUGUUAUUAAGUUACUCAGCUGCUACGAAUUUCACCAGUGACAUGUCAACGGUGAAGUGGCAGCUAAAGAUGAUAAGCUGCUACCUGAAUAUUUUGUACACUGAUCUUUUCUUAUAAAGAGAGAGGAAGGGUAACAGAUUAGCUGACGUUGGAGCUUAGAAAAUCUGUUUUUUUUUUGCCAACCUCAGUGUCAAUCAGUAGCACUGGUGUGCCUGAAU
Scomber japonicus (chub mackerel) is the source of this 7825-nucleotide messenger RNA. It is a transcript of the gene aard, whose product is annotated as ankyrin repeat domain-containing protein 26. NCBI's taxonomy places the organism in Eukaryota, Metazoa, Chordata, Actinopteri, Scombriformes, Scombridae. The record is from RefSeq and is a predicted model, not a curated record. Gene Ontology annotation, molecular function: protein binding. The coding region runs from base 147 to 7400 and encodes 2417 amino acids. The transcript has 44 exons.